This is a messenger RNA of Panicum virgatum (switchgrass), 1185 nucleotides long. Its product is annotated as chitinase 1-like. The transcript has a single exon. Lineage: Eukaryota; Viridiplantae; Streptophyta; Magnoliopsida; Poales; Poaceae. The coding region runs from base 25 to 1092 and encodes 355 amino acids. The record is from RefSeq and is a predicted model, not a curated record. Gene Ontology annotation, biological process: cell wall macromolecule catabolic process; chitin catabolic process; carbohydrate metabolic process. Gene Ontology annotation, molecular function: chitinase activity; chitin binding.
ACUUGCAUUGCAUUGUUGGUAGCGAUGAAUACGAGGAUGAGAGCAGUGGCAGUACUAGUGGCCUUGUUGGCCGCAGCGGCAUUCGCCGUGACCGCGCAAGCCCAGCAGUGCGGUUGGCAGGCAGGCGGAAAGCUCUGCCCCGACUGCCUCUGCUGCAGCCGCGACGGCUUCUGCGGCUCCACCUCCGCAUGGUGCGGCGACGGCUGUCAGAGCCAGUGCAACGGCUGCGGGGGAGGUGGUGGUGAUGAUUGCAGCGCCGGCGGCGGCGGUGGCGGAGGAGACGACGAACAAGGUGGUGAUGGCGUCGCGUCUAUAAUCUCACGGUCUCUGUUCGAGGAGAUGCUGAAGCACCGCAACGACGCCCAGUGCCUGGCCCGUUGCUUCUACACGUACGACGCCUUCAUCGCCGCGGCCAACGCCUUCCCAGGCUUCGGCACCACCGGCGACCUGGACACCCAAAAACGGGAGCUCGCCGCGUUCCUGGCUCAGACGUCGCACGAGACCACCGGCGGGUGGCCGGCCGCUCCCGACGGCCCCUACGCCUGGGGCUACUGCUUCAACGAGGAGGUGAACGGCUGGGCCGGCCCCGACUACUGCCAGACCAGCAAGCGGUGGCCCUGCGUCGCCGGCAAGAAGUACUACGGCCGAGGCCCCAUCCAGAUCUCGUGGAACUACAACUACGGCCAAGCCGGCGAGGCGGAGGCCAUCGCCGCCGACCUGCUCAGCGACCCGGACAUGGUGGCGCGCGACGCCGUGGUGUCGUUCAAGACGGCGGUGUGGUUCUGGAUGACGCCGCAGGCGCCCAAGCCGUCGUGCCACGACGUGAUGACGGGGCAGUGGAGCCCCUCGGCCAACGACCUGGCGGCGGGGAGGGUGCCCGGGUACGGCCUCACCACCAACAUCAUCAAUGGCGGGCUCGAGUGCGGCUUCGGCGGACCCGACGACCGCGUCGAGAACCGCAUCGGAUUCUACAAGCGCUACUGCGACUUGCUCGGUGUCAGCUACGGCGACAACCUCGACUGCUACAACCAGAGGAACUUUGCGGCCGCGUCGUCGGCCUCAACCUCAUCAUCGUAUCACGCUGAUGCGUAAUAAUUACGCAACGACAUAUAUACAAUGUGUUGCACUACGCGAGUUUGCUUUCAGGUCAUUCCUAGACCUAAUAAGCAAGUUUAAUUUUUGUCA